Octopus sinensis (East Asian common octopus) is the source of this 3328-nucleotide messenger RNA. RefSeq lists its product as uncharacterized. The record is from RefSeq and is a predicted model, not a curated record. The coding region runs from base 738 to 1487 and encodes 249 amino acids. NCBI's taxonomy places the organism in Eukaryota, Metazoa, Mollusca, Cephalopoda, Octopoda, Octopodidae. The transcript has 5 exons.
GUUCGUGCAGUUUCAUGCUAUCAUUGAUUUCUGUGUUGAUUACCUUAAGCUGAAUUUAAGGAUGAUAAAUGUUGUGAUAAUUACUAUAUCAACGGUUGCUAGGUUUGUGUGGUGAUGUUUGAGGAUGGGACAGAAGCAGAAAAUGCUGUUAAUGCUUGCCAGAAGAUGGCCAGCUUAAGUACAACACGGUCGUUAUACACACUGAAAUAUAGAUUACACGGCACCUGUUGAUGACAGCAUGUAAAUUAUUAAUUUAAGAAUGACUUUGGACAUUUUCAAAACGAACAUUUAGGAUUAUGCAAGAAAUUAAUUAAAGAAAAAAGCGAUUAUAUAUUUGAUAAACUUAUAUACGUUGGAGAGAUACAGAUUAAUUGUACAUGUAAUCAAGAAGAAGAAGAAGAAGAAGAAGUGGUCGUUAUGUAAUCCGCAAAUACAAUUUCAAAACACGUCUGUCUGGUCUCUAGAAUUAUCCAAAUCAUAUCUACCGCUGUCACUCGGAGUUUAUCUUAUUUAUGCGUGCCUUGACAAGUUGUUGGAAAACUAUAAUUAGUUUUAAUUUUCAUUAAGCUCUUCAACAGAUUUAAUUAAUACGUCAUACUUGACGAAGGUGAAAAGAAAACGAACCGUGGAAUUAUAUUAGAAAUCAGUUUGAUUUUAAACAGAACUAAAGUCACUUGAACAUUUCUCGUUGGUGAAAGUUGUUUAAAAGAUUCUAAUUUAUUAUCCUUCAAAAGACAAUGGAGGAAAUUGUGAACUAUCCAGAAGUCCAUGAAAAACUCAUGAAGCUUUCCUGCUAUUCUCGGAAAACUUUCAUCGAUGUUUUACAUAAAAUCUGUGAAGAAGAAUCCAAUGACAUGAUGGGGAUUUUGGAUCAGAGUCGAAAUGAAAUCCAUGAUAUGGCAUCGUCCAUACAGAAAGAGCAAAAAGCCUUCAAGGAGACACUCCAUCAACUCAAAACUGAACGAGCAAAUAGUGAACGGAAUGAAUCUCGAAUGUCGACCGCCUCCUGUUUAGAUGGAGUGGAAAAUGGUGGAAGAUCAAGGAAAAAGAACAAAAAGAAUUCUGAUUCCAGGCCGUCCAGUGUCUGUAGCCUACCUGCUGCGUCAACCACCCAAAUUACUAUUGAACAGGAAAAGGAAACCGUAUUCCGGAACUUGGAUUCUGCUGGAGCUAAAUUAGAUAAUGAAAGGAAAAGACAAGCAGCACGUGUUGAAGAAUUAAAGUCACGUACACGCCAGAACCAAAAGGACAAUGCCCACAAAGCCAAGGAACUCAUAGAAGAAGCAAAUAAUCUAUCCAAAGUGUUAGAUAAAUGUAAAAUUGAACAGCAAGAAAAAGUGAAAGAAAUUGUGGAGAACAAAAGGAAAAAAUUCACAGAUUCUACAGCCGGGGCACAAACUAUAUUUGUAGUAUCAGGAGACAAUCCAACGGGCGGCAACAAUAAUAAUCCUGGCAACCAUGGAGUUCCUGAAAUUGGGAAAUUCUAAAGACAUUCGUAUGGUUUAAUGUUAUUCUUUCAGUUGUAUAUAAAGACUUUUCUUUUGUUCCUUAGCCCCAAUACGAUUAGUUUAAACAAACUCCCAAUCAACUCUGUUGCUAAUGACAACAACAACAAUAAUAAUAUUCACCAUUUUCUUUGUAAAGAACGAGAGAACCCCAAACAAUGGAGCUUGCAUCACUUUUCAGGGAUACCCUUCCUAUCUUUUUUUGUUAUCUCUUACAUGUUUCACUCAUCGGACUACGGCCAUGCUGGGGCACCACGUUUAAGGGUUUUACUUAAACAAAUCAACCCCAGUACUUAUUCUGUUGGCCUCUAUUCCCGGAUACUUUCAUCAAUGCUGGGAGGGACCAAAACACACACACACACACACACACACACACACACACACACUAUGGGUUUCCUCACAGAGUUUGUCUACCAAAUUCAUUAACAAGGCAUUGGUCAGCCUGGGGCUGGCACUUGCCCAAAAUGCCAUACAGUGGUAUUGAACCCAGAACCAGGAGGUUGCAAAGUGAGCUUCUUAAGCAGGGCUGUGCUUAGACACAUCCAUGUCUGUCUCUGUACAGAACAGUCCCUGUAACUUAGUGGUUUGACAAAAGGAGACUGAUAAAACAAAGUACUGGGGUCAAUUUUUUUGACUAAACUCUUCAAGGUGGUGCCCCAACAUGGCCACAGUCCAAUCACUGAAACAAGUAAAAGAUAGUUUGUUAAUGAGGCUCUGCUUCUCCUUCAUUUUGUCUCCUUUGGUGUUCCUCGUGGUUUGGUUUAAGUCCCCACACCUUUCUCUUAUCACAAUAACAACCGUUCCACAAUUAUUUCUAACCAUUCAUAUUCCUGGAUCGUGCAUCUCAUUCUUUCUUGAACUUCUGCAGACAACCGUCAACCACACACAACUCAAACACCUCACAUGAAAUUUGAAAAACUUUUCAUGAAUGGAUAGCGGGCUCCUCCCCAUGUCAUAUAGAUUCCCUGGGGCUAGUUACCUUGAUUUCUGUUGCAUAUAUAUUCUGACCCCCACCUGGAUGGGAUGCUGGUCUGUUGCAGAAUUACUCCUUUUUGCCAGCUGAGGGAACUGGAAUAACAUGAAAUACAAUGCAUCAUCUGGUCCAGGAAUUGAAACCGCAAUCUUACGAUCAUGAGUCUGACACCCUAACCACUAAGCCACGCGCCUCCCCUUUUAUGAAUGGAAACUUUGAUUGCUUCCUGCUUGAAAUAGGAGCAGUUUGAUAUUUCUCUCUUCAAUGUUACCAAUAAUGUUGGAAGCUGCUUCAUCAACAUGAGAAUAUGUGGAAAAAAGGAGAAAGUUAAUAAAAGCAUCAUUUAUGUGAUGCAGAAGUGUAAGAGAAUUACAUAAAAAAAAAAAAAAAUGAAGCUGAGUCAAAUAUACAUUCAAGUGGGGUAUUUUCGUCUCCUUACAUCAACCUAUGAGGGACCUGUAUAAAUCAUUAGGGAUGUUUCUCGGGGCUCAUUAAGUGUUUUGGGUCUUUCAACAAUCAGUAAUCUCCACCCCGGUGACCAAGGAAGGUAUCAUCAAGCCACAGCUUGUGUCCAGUUUGCACAAUCCACAAGUAGCACUGCCCAUUCUGGAGCAUUCAACUCCUGAUCCGCAGCCACCCUGAAACAACCUCUGCUUCUCCAACAGUCAACCUGAUGGCCCUCUCCCUCCUUGUCCCUGUGAUGCCAAGCAGGUUGUAAGCUCUGCACAGGGACCCACCAUGAUGGGACCACAUCCUACAUGGCACUCAUUGCUGUGGCACAGCUCCACCAGCUCAGCAGGCUUUUGCUAUUGUAAGUAAACCCCAGCAGCUGGCAUCUUCUUCAUGUCAG